Messenger RNA from Vitis vinifera (wine grape), 1597 nucleotides. Its product is annotated as sugar transporter ESL1. The record is from RefSeq and is a predicted model, not a curated record. Lineage: Eukaryota; Viridiplantae; Streptophyta; Magnoliopsida; Vitales; Vitaceae. Bases 50 to 1501 code for a protein of 483 amino acids. The transcript is spliced from 17 exons. Gene Ontology annotation, biological process: carbohydrate transport; transmembrane transport. Gene Ontology annotation, cellular component: membrane. Gene Ontology annotation, molecular function: sugar transmembrane transporter activity.
CUCUCAAUUCUACUGCUUUCUCUUGUUCAAUUUCCAAGAAUAGUAGGAUAUGGAGAGGAGGAACAAUGAAGAAGUCCUUGUAACAAGCUCUCUUCUUGUUGAUCAAGAAAAUGCCACGAACUACUACCAUUGUAUUGUCCCAGGUGGUGUCGACGGUGGUUCCUCCUCAGUCACAGCUGCUGUUAUUUUCAGCACAGUGGUGGUGGUGUGCGGCACCUUCAAUACUGGGUGUGCUGCUGGAUAUUCAUCACCUGCUGAGUCUGGAAUCAUGGAAGAUCUAGGCCUCUCUGUGGCUGAGUAUUCAGUUUUUGGUUCAUUAUGGACAGCGGGAGGAAUAGUGGGUGCAUUAAUAAGUGGGAGGACAGCAGAUCUUAUUGGUCGGAGAGGUGCAAUGUGGUUUGCAGAUAUCUUCUGCAUCAUGGGGUGGCUAUUAAUAGCAUUUGCCAAGGAUUAUUGGUGGCUCGACUUUGGAAGAUUAGCAAUAGGAUUUGCGGUUGGGCUUAUUUCUUAUGUUGCAGCAGUUUAUAUUUCAGAAAUAGCACCCAGGAAUAUUCGGGGAGGAUUUACAUCAGCUGGUUCGUUGAUGAUGUGUUGUGGCUUUUCAAUGUUUUAUUUCGUCGGAACUGUUGUUUCCUGGCGCACCUUGGCUAUAAUCGGAGCUGUUCCAUGCGUAUUACAGGCCGUAGGUUUAUUCUUCGUUCCAGAGUCUCCAAGAUGGCUGGCAAAGGUUGGUCGAGAGAAAGAGCUAGAAGCUGCUUUGUGGAGGCUAAGGGGAGAGAGAGCUGAUAUCGCUCUAGAAGCAGCAGACAUCAUGGAGUAUACAAAAACCUUUCAGCAGUUCCCAAAAGCUACAAUUCUGGAAUUGUUCCGGAUGAGAUAUGCUCAUUCACUCAUUGUUGGAGUUGGCUUGAUGGUGCUGACACAAUUUUCAGGGGUCACUGCAGUUCAAUGCUUUACAAGUUCCAUCUUGGAGUCAGCUGAUUUUUCAACUACUUUUGGGAGUAGAGCAAUAGCUAUUCUCCAGAUUCCUGUUAUGGCUGUGAGUGUAGUCUUAAUAGACAAAUCAGGAAGACGGCCACUUCUAAUGGUUUCUGCAGCUGGAAUGGGGUUGAGUAGCUUGCUUAUAGGAUUUUCAUUCUUAAUGCAGGACAUGAACCAGUUGAAGGAGGUCACUCCAAUAGUGGUGCUCAUAGGCCUAUUGACUUAUUCAGCAACUUAUUCAUUGGGCAUGGCAGGACUACCAUGGCUGAUCAUGGCAGAGAUAUAUCCCAUAAACAUAAAGGGUGUGGCAGGCAGCCUAGUGACCUUCUCCAACUGGUUGUUUUCUUGGGUUGUGACAUACACUUUUAACUACAUGUUUGAUUGGAGCUCUGCGGGAACAUUCUUCUUUUACUCUAUAAUAUCGGGUUCCACUGUUCUAUUCACUGCAAAGCUGGUACCAGAAACCAAGGGACGAAAGCUUGAAGAAAUACAAGCAUCAAUGACUCAUUUUCUCCACUAAAAAAAACUCUUCAUGCUCUAUGGGAGUAAAUAUCAUGUAGUGGAACUUUUUCUGAUUUGUGUCCUGAAUUGAAGAAAUAAAGUAAAAUUUUACCUA